This is a messenger RNA of Chaetomium globosum CBS 148.51, 3168 nucleotides long. RefSeq lists its product as uncharacterized. Lineage: Eukaryota; Fungi; Ascomycota; Sordariomycetes; Sordariales; Chaetomiaceae. The record is from RefSeq and is a predicted model, not a curated record. The coding region runs from base 1 to 3168 and encodes 1055 amino acids. The transcript is spliced from 11 exons.
AUGACGGGGAUCGGCGUGGCGGCAACUCCUUCCUACUUUCGGUGCGUCGAAUUGACUGUUGUGUGUCGUGGUCGUAGUCACUGCGUGGACACCAACGGGUAUCAAAACCUGCCCAUCGAGAGACGGAUCGCAUCUCACAUCGCCGUGCCGAGCUUGGCGACAGUCACGAUGCCCCGCGCACUCCAAUACCGAACCAAACUGGCGAUCAUUCGGCGCCGUUUACAGAGGCGGCGACCGCGUCACGCAGACCCGGUAGAGGUAGACGACGAUGCUGCGUUCGCCGAUAUUCCCUCCGGUUCCGGAGAUUUCGACCAAGGUAGCGACUUCGGCGACGAUUGGGAACCGCAGGCUGUAACCGACUUUGACGAGAACGAACUUGCCCAUGCGCUAGUCGAUGCUGCAAUCGAAGAAGACCACGUCGUUUAUCCCGACCCCGACCCCGACACUGGCGAAUACCAGGUUGCCGACGAUGCGCCACUGCAGUCGGAGUUACGGGCAUUGGACCGAGUGACCGCCAUGACGACGGGUGAGAACCCUACACAGGACCUCUUCUUCCUAAACCCUGUAGAUUUCCUCAGCCGUAUCGAAGGUUCGCAACUGGCCAAGGGCAUGCACUAUGGUCUAGCCGACCUCGUCGAUAGCCCUAUCGAAGCCUGGCAUUCCAUGCAGUGGGCUGGUUCAGUGCGUACCACUAGCGGCGUCUUUGUCUGGUACCCGCCGCUUCCAGCCAGCCCAAAGGACCCGAUCUUCCCCGGCGACAUCGUCGACUUCGAGUGCACAUUCCGCGACUGCAGGCACUGUCACAGUGCAGAUGACACGUCAAAGCCUCACGUCGGCCAAGUUAUGGCAGUAUACCGCGACCGUCGCGACAGCACUCGAGACCUCGGUUUGAUAGCCGCAUCAAACAACAACGUCGACCAGGCUCAGCAGGGUGACGUUGUACUCGUUAUCGCGCGGGUACUCCGUGGCCAUGUUAUCAAGAAUAUCGUUGCGAACCAGGCGAUCGAGAUUAAGACCAACCCAACACGCGACAACGUUACAGACAACGAAUGGGUAUUGAGCUAUAGCCCGAUGGAGCUCGUUCCAUCGGCCAAGAUUCGCGGUCGUCGCACCGAUAUCGGUUUCGAUUAUGCAUUUGGUAGCCAGGUGGAGUUCGACGACGAUCCACGCGAGCGCAUCGGCAUGCCACUCAUCCGCCGCAUCUUCAUGAAGGAACAGUGUGCUUUUAUGCCACCAUGCUUGGGUCAAGUUCGGUCCCUCCCAUGCUUGGACUUCAAUGACGGCUUCGGCUUGUACCGCACGAUGACGAAGUCGAUUAUGGGUUGUUAUCUGCAGAUUGCAGCGAUGCCGAGAAGCGAGCAUACACGGCAGAUCAACGUCCUGCCGGUUACCCUAGGUCCGCACGGCGCCAACUUCGACGAUGUGAUGAAGGCCCUCGCCCCACUCAAGGCCCUCGACCAGGGCAUCACCGUUGCCAUCAAUGGUGUGGAGACCCUGUUGUGUGCCCCGAUCAUCGCCUUCACUGGCGAUAUGCCGCAGCAACAGGAUAACUCGGGUUGUCUCAGUGUGGCGGCUAACCUGGGCUGCCGUAACUUUCAACAGGUUGCGCCAGCACUAGAUCUCAUCAGCGGUCGUCCCGGCGACGCAGCACAUUCCGAGUUCAACGGUAUCACGAAGAUGACUCACCAGAUCCUGAUUGAUGCUGCGUUGAAGCCUGAUGCCGUCGUCGCAUACUCGAAGAUCCUCCGCCAGAUGCCUUUCCCCCCUGGUUGGGCCCGAAUCCAGUCCCCAUAUAACGUACUCAACUACAGUCUGCAGGAGCAUGCGCGAUGGUCGGUUCUGAUGACCAUCAUCUCGCUAUUGUGGUUGACGGAGGCAGAUCUGAAGCGCCCUUUCGUUCAGGCAGUACGGGGUGUUUUCUCGCAAACCGAGCUCACCCGCGGGCAAGCCACCAACACUGAUGUGGCUAUAGCAUCCAAGGUCGAGCACAAGAGCGCUGUCGAGAUACUGACACUGGUGCUAGCGGCAAUCGUCAAGACCAACGAGAUCCUAUCAGCACCUGAACUCGAUGCGAACGACCGCGACCCUGCGACUAUCAUGGACACGAUCCGAAUUAGCCGCCGUAUGUUCCAAUUGAUAUGCGAGGCUGCGUCGCGCUCUACUAACCUUGCUACUGGCGCUGCCGCUGCUGCCGCUGCCCGGCGUCGUGGCUCACUUGCAUCAUCCCGCGCCGGAUCCGUUGCCCCCUCCGCGCCUCGUCCCGCAGCUGGCAACACUAUCGAGCCGGUCCAUGAAGAGGACGAGGAAGCUGUCGACGAUGAUAUCAACAUCGGCCAGCUUGAAACACAAAAUAUCGUGCUCACGAUGAACCAUCGUAACCCCGAGAAGGACUGCCUUGCGUACGAGAAUAUGCUGCAGACGGUUCGACUGACACUACUCGACGGCUUUCGCUAUGACGACCCCGAUAUCACCACCGACAUCAAGAAUCUGGCAUCGGCAGCCCCUUCUCUGUUCUCAUCAUUGCUACCGCGCGAAGGUCUCCAGAACGAUGACGACGAUUCUUCGAUUUGGGACAUCAUUGCUCGUGUAUACCAGGACAUGGGCUUUCCCGUUCGUGAGGGCGCAUUGGUGCCAACCUUCCUUUGGAUGCUUCGCGAUGCAUACCGGGUGGACUAUGACAAGAACAUUAUUGUGACGACGAACUGGCAUAUCAGGUGGUGGAAGAAGGUUUCGUUUGGAGACGGACCCAUCAGCACCAAACCCAAAGGUGUCCAGCGCUUGGUCUAUCAGCGGGGCCAAUUCGUGAAGUACCGCGACGGCAACGUCGGCAGACUUGAGCAUAUCAUGACGCACGAAGCAGUGCAUGGUUCUGGCCAGUUCUUUGUGUUCUUAGUCAUCACGCCACUCGCCGACACCGGCAGCACCGAGCCCCUGACCGGACUUCCGAUCUUGAAGAUGGCCGCGUCUGGUGCCAACAUUGCCAUGGCGGCUUCGCUCGAGGACUGUCGACACCGACUUAUCGGCCUGCCUGCUCUACGCCGCGAUCGCCUUUAUAUGGUACCUUUCACGACUGGUCCGGGUCGCCGCCUGCUUACAGGCAUCGGGAACACUGAGCUGGAGGCGGAUACCGAGCUACUCUGGGUUAACUGGCGCGUGCAGUUCACUUGA